Messenger RNA from Colletotrichum graminicola M1.001, 3303 nucleotides. RefSeq names its product arid/bright DNA binding domain-containing protein. The transcript has a single exon. Lineage: Eukaryota; Fungi; Ascomycota; Sordariomycetes; Glomerellales; Glomerellaceae. The record is from RefSeq and is a predicted model, not a curated record. Gene Ontology annotation, biological process: regulation of transcription by RNA polymerase II. Bases 1 to 3303 code for a protein of 1100 amino acids. Gene Ontology annotation, molecular function: transcription cis-regulatory region binding. Gene Ontology annotation, cellular component: nucleus; SWI/SNF complex.
AUGAGUACCUGGAUGAACGAGUCCGCGGUCCCCAACCACAAUGGAAACGCCUUCCCGCACAUGAACGACCCGAACGCCGCCGGAGCCAUGAUGGAUCCCUCAGCCUUCAUGGGCAACCCUGCCCACUUCAACCCUGCCCAGUUUGCCAAUCCUCAACAGGCGCAGCAAGCCCAGCAACAGCAGCAGCAGCAACAGAUGGCCGCCAUGCAAAAUGGCCAAAUGCGCAAUGCAUCGCCUUCAUCCUUCCAGAACCCCGCCUAUCAAACGAAUCCCGUCAUUCCAUCCAAGCGACCUCGCCCGCGCGAAGAUAGCCUUGCCGGCUCACCGCGACAGAAUCCCGGCAUGCUGCCGACCUCGCGCUCCGAAACCCCCCAGACCUUUCCCGGCUAUCAACCCGCCGGGAUGCCUCAGCAACCCCAAGGCCAACCCUCGCCCUAUCCCCAUCUACAACCCAACGGUUCCGCCAACGCGACGCCUUCGCCCAUCAUGGCGAACCAGCUACGCCCCGGCAGCGUGCCCCAGCGAGUUGCGACCGCGUCGCCGCAUCCCUUCUCCCCCGGCGCGCAACAGUUCGCGCCCCAAGCCUCGCCGAACCCGUCCGAACAUGGCACCCCCCAACCGAACCACUACAUGCAGCAGCAGCAAAACAUGCAGAACAUGCCUCAGGGCUACAAUCCCAACUUCAACCCCUCGCCCUCGCCCGCGCGACCGUCUCCGAACCCGAACGCGAUGGCUGCCUCCGGCAUGAUGCCGCAGCAGAUGCCGCAGCAGAUGGGACAGAUGCCCCAACACAUGGGUCAGAUGCCGAACCAGAUGCUGCCCCCAAACAUGCAACCCCGAAACCCCAUGGAGCAGCAGCAGAUGGCCGCCUACCAGGCGCGGCUGGCGAAACAAUUACAACAGGGCACGAUGCAAGGGAUGCAGAACAUGCAGAACAUGCAGAUGCAGAACAUGCAAAUGGCGGCCCAGAUGCAGGCCCAGAACAUGCCCCAAGGCCGUGGUAUGAUGCCGAAGCAGCCCAUGCCCAUGCCCAACGGCCAGAUGCCCCCCGGCGCCAUGCGGCCCCAGCCGCAACAACCACAACGGCCGAUGCCCGGGUCCAAUCCCGAAUCCUUCAUGAAGUCCCUCAACAACUUCAUGGCAGCCAAGGGCCAACAACUUGACCCUAACCCGGCCAUUGGCAACCGCCCCGUCAACCUUCUAACGCUGUUCCAAUCAGUUCAGUCCAAGGGAGGUUACAAGCCUACGACUGCUGGCAACCAGUGGCCCAAUGUUUCCAACAGCAUUGGCUUCCAUCCCGGUCAGAUCCCCCAGGCGCCGCAGAUGCUGAAGGAGAUCUAUGAGAGAAACCUGCUCCGCUUCGAGGAGGCUUGGGCAGCGCAGCAAAAUCGACAGCGCAUGAUGCAACACCCCAAUCAACCAGGCAUGCCGGGCCAGCCAGGCCAACCCAUGCCGCCCGGUGCCCAGUCCCAGUCGACUCCCACCAAGCAAAUGUCCCCGCAAGCUCAGAUGCCGCCCCAGCAGCAGAUGAUGCCGCAGGGCCCACCGAACAUGCCUCCCCAAGUGCAGACUCCCGUCAAGCAAGGGUCAUUCAGCGGCCCCUCUCCGUCCGUCAACGGCUUCCAGACCCCCCAGGCGCCUGGACCGCAUACCCCGGGGCCCGGGCCGCAGGGCCACGCACGCAACAGCUUAUCGCGGAGCGUCGAGCCGACACCGGGUCACCCCCAAGGCUUCCCUUCUGCCUCUCCGGCUUCCGUCAAAGGCGGCGGCAUGCACCCCAUGACCGCGCCUCCCGGCAUGGAACAAAAUCCCAUGGCGGCCUCUAUCAAACCACGCAUGUUGCGGCUGGCUCAUGAAUCUGACGAGUAUACGCCCAGCGCCCGCCCUCUUGAGACGUAUGGCGGAAUCAACGUCAGGGCUUUCGACUUGAAGGGUUUAGAACUGCAAGGCCUGAAGCCCGAUGUUCCACCUCCCUACGAGCUCGGCUACGUCGAUCUGCAUGCCCUUACGCGGAGCUUGGAGUCCGGCAUCCACGGUGAGGUUCGGCUUGCCCUCGACACCCUGGCGGCCGUUACAGCGACCCAACACCAGGCACUGCACAUCCAUCUGAAGUACUGCGAAGAACUCAUCGAAGCACUUCUGGAGUGCGCCGAGGAACAGCUGGACCUGCUUGUGGAAAACACGGAGGAGGCCUCGGCCGAUAUCCAGCUGACCCCCUACGAGGACAUCGCGCGUGCCUGCUGGGUCGACAAGAUGGGCGUCAAGGAGCUGCCCAAGUUUGGAUCCCUCGAGUACGAGCUUGACCGCGCCGUCGAGCGCUUCUCCUGCGUCAUCACGAUCCUCCGCAACCUGUCAUUCCCCGAGGCCGUCAACGACAACCAUCUCGUGCUUGGCGACGAGCUGGUGAUCAAAUUUCUUUGCGCCGUCAUCAGGUACCUCGGCACCAGGAGCAUGCUCUUCCGGACGAACGCGAACACGCUCGAGUUUAUGAAAGACGCCGUUAUCCUAUUGUCCAAUAUCGCGGGUGCGGUUGAGAUCCCCGGUCGAGAGCAGGCAUUAUGCCUCUUGCAUUUCCUCCUGGCAUUUGCGCCGGCGCCCGGACCGACAUGUGUGGACGACAAGCUCUACUUCCCACCUUACCAGCCUGGCGUGCACACGUACACUUUCCACGCCGUGGACGCCUUGGCCAGGUUCUUGGCUAGAGACCAGCCAAACAGGACACACUACAAGAUGCUCUUCCUCAUGGAUGCCAGCAGCAGUCCGCCGUACGAUUUGCUGACGCGGUCAUUUGCUCUCGCUACCACUGUGGUUCCCAUACAAUCACCCGAAUCUGCAGUCGCUCACAUCGAAGCGCCCGAAAGGUUCUUCCGGCUCGUCGAGGAUCGCAAGCCGUGGUUGAUGCAAGGGCUCUUGGCUGCAGAUAUCCUUGCCUCGCUGGCUCCAGGGUACGAGACGGGCGUUGCGAGGUCAUGGCUUUCGAGCGGCAAUGGGUUCGCGCGAGCCUUGUACCAUUUUGUCCAAGUCUUGGAAGCACAGUUUGAACAGCCAUGGCAAACACGCAGUGGGCAAGGCGACCCAGCGGGCCGGGACACGGGGCUCGUGUAUAUUGCGACGUCGGGCAUUUCCACUUUGAGGAGGCUUGCAGAGAAGGCCCGUGAUCCCAACGAUCCCAAGUCAUCCGUCCCCGCCGAUUCGUUGCCUUCCGAGGAAAGCCUUUUCAAAAUGAUGUUGAUGCGAUCUCCGGAGUGGACAAAGGACGGCGUUAUCAAGAACCUCGUAGCAUACGCCUCGGCGGACUCUUGA